Messenger RNA from Strongyloides ratti, 1005 nucleotides. RefSeq names its product Homeotic protein ocelliless. Gene Ontology annotation, cellular component: nucleus. The record is from RefSeq and is a predicted model, not a curated record. The transcript is spliced from 4 exons. The coding region runs from base 1 to 1005 and encodes 334 amino acids. Gene Ontology annotation, biological process: regulation of transcription by RNA polymerase II. NCBI's taxonomy places the organism in Eukaryota, Metazoa, Nematoda, Chromadorea, Rhabditida, Strongyloididae. Gene Ontology annotation, molecular function: DNA-binding transcription factor activity, RNA polymerase II-specific; RNA polymerase II cis-regulatory region sequence-specific DNA binding.
AUGGUUAAAUUUCAAAAUCCUACAAAUGGUGUUUAUAAUUAUAUCAAUUCAUCAACAUUAGGGAAUGUUUCUACAUUUAGAUUCAGUCCAUUACCUAAUGAUAUGUCUUGCCUACCCUCUGUAUCUGUAAGCAAUGCUGCUGUUAAUAUGAAUCAAGCCGCUAAUAUGGCUUCAUAUUUUUCGAAGUCUGUUGGUUAUCCACCAACACAAACUUUGGCUGGAUUUCCAGCAGCACCAACAAAUUUCCUUGGUGCUGCUUCUAUGGGAUAUAUGGGAAAUCCAUUGGCAGAUUGUCAAUCUGCUGGUUUCACCUGGAAUGGUGGUGCUCCUCCAAGUUAUUUAAAUUUCAGAAAACAAAGAAGAGAAAGAACAACUUUUACAAGAAGUCAACUAGAGGUUUUAGAAAGUUAUUUUACAAAAACAAGAUAUCCUGAUAUUUUUAUGAGAGAGGAAAUGGCUGCAAAAAUUGGUCUUCCAGAAAGUAGAGUUCAGGUUUGGUUUAAAAAUCGUCGUGCUAAAGCAAGGCAACAAAAAAAGUCAACAAAUGGUUCAGGAAACGGGGCAUCUAAUAGUAUAAAUGGAAAUGUUGGAAAUAUUUCAACAACACCAUCUAGUUGUACAAAUAGUUCCUCUGAUACCUCAAAUAGUGGUAAUUCUGAUACAGUAGAUUUAAAAAUGGAACAUGAUGCUUCUAAUAAUCCAACACCAUCACUUAAUAAUGAUGUACAUGAUCCAAGAUCACCAGAUGAAGAUCAAAAAGUAACAAAUCCAUUACUUUCACCAAUUACUCAACAACAAAAUUAUCUUAAUACAAUUAAUAGUACAAUGGCAAGUAAUUAUGGACAAAAUUUUAGACAAAAUGGUUAUGGUGGUCCAUAUACUACCUAUCCAACAACUGGAAUGCCAGGAAUGGAUUAUUUUGCUUAUGGUGCACCAGCCUGUGCCACAACAGGAACUAAUGGAAAUUAUAACGGUGACUGGAAAUUUUCUAUGAGUGGUUCAUAA